This is a messenger RNA of Pantherophis guttatus, 9437 nucleotides long. NCBI's taxonomy places the organism in Eukaryota, Metazoa, Chordata, Lepidosauria, Squamata, Colubridae. The record is from RefSeq and is a predicted model, not a curated record.
GAAGGGACCUUGGAGGUCAUCUAGUCCAACAUCCAGCCCAACCCCGUAUUUUGCUAGGUGCCAAACUGCUCAGUCAAGCCUCCCUUCAGAUAGCUGACAAGAGGAAAAUUUGCAACGCCUCCUGGAUUCCAACUCGAAGCAGCCUGCAGCUCCUGCUUAAGCGGGCGAUCGGGAAGACUUCUUGAGGAGAAGGCUGCCUCCUCGCUCUCUUUCCCGCUUACGGGACUUGGAACGUGUUGGGCCGACGGCACUGCCUGGCACCGCCUCGCCCCGCCCUGUCAGGAAGCAGCUGUCUGAUCGCCUUGCGUCGGCCUGCUCCGCCGGGUGUCCAAAGGCGGCUGUGAGCGUUGCCAUGGACAGGCUGAGCCGAGAGGAGAGGCAGGAAAGGAUUUUUCCACUUCUGUUUCUGUUUAGGACUCUUCCGAUUCCUUUUAAGACAGGGCUGAGCAGUCUUUUGGUGACCAGAGGUUAAACGUUGUAACUUUGGAGAAGGCAGAAAGUUGUAGUGUAUACUACCAUCAAAAGAGCUGUUGUUCAAAGAAACAUGAAAUCAGAUCAUGAGGAUAGAGAGGAUCUUGUACCUGGAACAUCAAAUAUGUCACCAGAGGAAAAAAUGGCAGACACCUGGAGUAGCAGUCAUGAUAUCAUCGGAGAUGUAUCUCCAUGUCCUGAGGUUUGGGAAAACGCUGAUAUAAAAUCUAGCCAAGAAGCCUCCAGAAAAAAACUAUGUGGCUAUUUAUAUAAAUGUUCUUCUAAAGCACCAAUCAAGUCCUGGAAGUCACGCUGGUUUUGCUAUGAUGAAAAUAAAUGCUACUUGCUAUACUACAGGACAGCACAGGAUAUUAAUCCUUUGGGAAGCAUAGACAUUUCCAUUGCGAGCUUUGAUCUGAAAGUGGGAGCAGAUGAGGGUAUUUUUGAAAUCAGCACUCCCAUCAAAGACUUUAUUCUUAAGGCUGUCAACAAACAAGCCAUGAUGUAUUGGCUACAACAACUGCAGCUGAAACGCUGGGAAUUUUGUAAUAAACAGGCAAAGGGUUUUGUUGAAGCCAUGCCAUCUUUGCCUUCCAUAAAUGAGGCCCAGCAGAGCAACACUGAGGCAGAACAGGAUUUUUUACCCCCAGUGAAAACACCCACUGAUGUAGUUGGCAUAAAGGCAGCUUCUCUACCAGCACCACCGACUUCUAUUGCUCUUCAAAACAUCUCUCUCAAGCAUCCUUGGAUUGAAAUUCAAAACACAGUGCAUAACCUGUGUGGCAGCCGUCAGAACCGAAGAGACUGUGGUCAUUUUGAGGAUAAUUUUGAAAUUAUUGCUGAUGAAGAGCACCUAAAAGGAGAAACCGAGGAUACAGUCAUGGCAGAGAUGCAGAAGGACACAAAAAUGAGACCAACGCCAUCAACACUCCGAAAAUACAAAAAAGCAAACAGCAGUUUUCAUUAUUUUAUUGAAGGAGCAGAACAGGGAAAAAUAGCUUCUCUUCAGCACCAAGUUUUGAUUCUUACAGAGGAAGUAAAAUCUCAGAAGGAAUUGGUCAAACUUCUCCACAAAGCUCUGGAGGCAGCUCAGCAAGAGAAACGAGAGUCCUGCAGAUAUCUGGUAACAGAUACGGAAAAAGACAGACUGGAAUUAGUGCGCCACAAAGUGAGGCAGAUUGCUGAGCUGAACAAACAGGUUCAAGUGCUAGAGAUGGAAAAGAAAGACCUGGAGCAGGAGGCUGCUUUGAAGGAGGAGCACCUCAAGGAGCUGAGAGAACAUGUGCAACUCUUGAUGGACAAAAACGAAGCAAAGCAACAAGUCAUCCUCAAGCUAACAGAACAGCUCACUAGAGAGUUGCCCGACUCUGUUACAGACAGCAUCAUGACCGAGACCUUGUACAAGCAACAGGAAAAGAUUGAACACCUAAAGGAUGAUCUUGAGGCAUACAAGACUCAGAACCAAUUUUUGAAUUCCGAAGUCCACCAGGUUAGCAAAAUAUGGAGCACAGUGGCACAGAGAGAAAAAAACCUUCUGAUGAAGUGUGCUCAACUGCAAGCCCACAAUUGCCAGAUUGAAAGCAAGUACCUGAUGUCUCUACGGACGCUGCAGGGGCUGCCAGAUUUGGCUAAAGAACACAUGGCAUUGGUGACGGGACUCAUUGAAGAGGCACUGCAAUGGGAUAUGAAGGAAGAAACCCUGAUUCCUAUUCAGCUAAGCCCAAUCAAUCAAUAUGAUGAUUACGGGUUUAUGACAGUUCCUGAAUAUGAAGCUGCAGACUGGAAGCUCUUGGCCAAAAUCCAGGCCCUGGAGAUCAAAUGCACCAAUCUGAACAAGGAGACCACGGAGAAACCUCUCUCUGAGCGAUGGAAUAACCUUGGGGAACUGACUCCCUCCUCGGAGUUAAAAAGCUUAUUGCGGUGUGGUGUCCCAGCAGUGCAUCGCCAGAGGGUUUGGAGGUGGAUUAUCAGCCAUCGCUUAAAGCAAAUACGCUCUGCUGGUCAUUACCACAAUUUACUCAAGAAGUGUGAAAAUGCUGAGCACCCAGCUUCCCAGCAAAUUGAACUGGAUCUGCAUCGCACGCUGCCCAACAAUAGACAUUUUAUGUCACCAACUUCCAAGCUUAUUCCCAAACUCAGAAGAGUUUUACUUGCAUUCUCCUGGCAAAAUCCAACCAUCGGCUAUUGCCAAGGGCUGAACAGACUGGCUGCCAUUGCCUUGCUGAUCCUAGAAGAGGAAGAAGAAGCUUUCUGGUGCUUAGUUCAUAUCACAAAUAAUUUAAUGCCUCACGAUUACUACAGCAACACAUUAAUAGGCUCGCAAGUAGAUCAAAAAGUUUUCAAAGACAUCUUAUCAGAGAAGCUUCCCAGGCUGACAGCACACUUGGAUCAACUUCAAAUUGACCUGUCCUUAGUGACCUUUAACUGGUUCCUGGUUGUUUUUGUCGAUAGUCUUGUCAGUGAUCUCCUCUUCAGAGUUUGGGAUGCUUUCCUCUAUGAAGGUGCAAAGGUGAUAUUCCGUUACGCACUUGCAAUUUUUAAAUAUAAUGAAGAAGCAAUAUUGAAGAUUCAGGACAAUCUGGAAUUCUAUCAAUAUCUUCGUUUUUUCACCAAAACUAUCUGUGAUGGCAGAAAGCUGAUGAGCAUCGCCUUCGGUGAUAUGAAUCCGUUUCCCAUGAAGCUGCUUCAGAAUCGACGCGGAGUUCACAGAUUAAAACUGGAAGCUGAGCUGAGAGAACUGGAGCAGCUAAAGGCCCAGUAUAUGAAGGAACAGGCUGAACAUGCAGCCAGCCAGCUAGAUGGACCCGCGAGUGAGGAGGAAGAAGAGAUGUAACUUUCAUUUACUCACUGGUCAUCUCAUUGCCUUUGUUUGAAUCAGAAAGGCAGCAGUUAUUUAUGAUAAACACUUGGCACCUGGUGCAAUGAAUGCAGAUGUAUUGGAUAGUUUGCAAGUCCACCACAAAUAAGGAUAUAUCAUGCCUUAUUUUUAUUACAUCUUUUUGUGGUGCAGAAAAAAAUCCUGGAUUGCAUUCCGCUAGAGAUUUUCUGCUACUCUGACUCUAAAUCAAAAGAAUCCCCAUAGAAUUUAGUAUGAUGUACAAAUACAGCCAUUAUAGUUUGUGAACCCUAAUUUAUGGCAGGCCUGCACAACUUGUGAAGAAGAAAGGACCACAUUGAUAAAUUAAAAAUAAUUUCAGGCUGCAUAGGAAUACCCGAUGCACCGAUCAGCUAGCAGAGUGGCAGCAAGGCUGGUUAUUGGCAGCAUCACUAAAGCCUGGAGGCACUUGGCAGUGUGUCUUUUGUUUUUGUUUUGUUUGUUUGUUUUUAUUAAAUUUAUAUACCGCCCUACUCCCGAAGGACUCAGGGCAGUGAACAGGCACAAAAUAAAAUACAUAGAUACAAAAGUUAGAAACAUAAUUAAAACCAGAUUAAAUAAUUUAGCCCGAAACAAAUAAAAAUCCCAAUAAUUUAAAACAGAUUAAAAUUUCGAUUUAAAAGAAUUUUAAAACGGGGGAGAAAAUUAGGCCAGGCCGGCUUGCUGGAAUAGGAGGGUCUUAAGAGUAAGUGCGCAGAUCCAGGAUCCUCUGUAUCUCUGGAGGGAGCUCGUUCCAGAUAGUAGGUGCCCCCACAGAGAAGGCCCUCCCCCUGGGGGCCGCCAGUCGACAUUGUUUGGCUGACGGCACCCGGAGGAGCCCCUCUCUAUGAGAGCGUACCGGCUGGUGGGAGGCUGUUUGUGGUAGUAGGUGGUCCCGUAAAUAACCAGGUCCUAAGCCAUGGAGCGCUCUAAAGGUGGUGACCAAAACCUUGAAGCGCACCCAGAAGACCACCGGGAGCCAGUGCAGCUUGUGCAGGAGAGGUGUCACACGGGAGGUGUUGUUUGGGGAAGCAACAGGAAGUCCUUCAUGAUGAUGGUAAUUUUUUGGUGGCAGUGAAUUUAUUGACCUUUUAAAAAAGGCUAGUGGACCUUCAAGGCUGCUUGCCGGGCCAUGUAUGGCCCACAGGCUGAAAAUGCAGACUGAUUUUGGUUUACUAGUAUACCCGUGGUUCAUUCCAGUGUAGGUUUUUCAGCCAACCAUAGGUGAAGCAAAUGUGGAUUAACCCAAUGUAUGAGCCAUACUUUUAUUAUGCACAUACCAAAUUUCCCCUUUUUUGCUUUCCUCAUUUUAUAGCAGGCUUUCUAAUCAAUUGGCUUUCCUUCAGAGAUUGGACUAGAUCACUGUUUCUCAAUCUUAGCAACCCUAACCUCAUGUUGGUUGGGGAAUUCUGGGAGUUGAAGUCCACACAUCUUAAAUUGCUGAGAUGGGGAAACACGGAACUAGAAGAUUCUUGGGGUCCAUUCAGAACUACCAUUCUGUGAUUCUAUUAGAGAACCCAUGACCCCUUAGGGUUGUUUCAGAGAUAUAUUUCCUUACUACAUUCAGAAAUAUUGUUUCAGAGAUAUUUCCUUACCACAUUCGUUCCUCAAUGCCUUUAACAAUGGUGCAGCUUUUAAUGUACUUGAACCGGUCUUAAAAAUUCAGGGAUAUAUUUAGAGAUGUAUCUGCCUUGAAAGUAGCCCGUAUUGAACUGUACAGCACAGUCAAACAUCCGGAGUUACCGACAGGAAACGUUUUAUGGCAUUUUAUAUUAUGUUUUAUAAACUUUCCCAAAUUUCAAUUCCUUGGAAGUCAUAGACCCUGGAUUUUUGGAUACAUUCUAUAAGGUAGCUCAUUUGAGGUACCUUGGUUCAAAAAACGUUGCCCUAUGAUGAGCCAUUCCACCUAGUCAAAGGUUACGGGAACAAGAGUAGUAUAUAGAUAGAUGAAGCUAUAUACUAUAAAUUUUAGUGGUAUAUAGAUAGAUGAAUCAAUGCUUUGUAAAUUUCAGAAUGGAGAGGGGAGAAAAGUACCUGCACAAUAAGAUUCUUUCUUAGUGAUAUUUGGUGAUAUUUUUUCAGCACUUUAUCCACAAAUUUUCAUGCUUGGGGCAUAGAACAUAGAAUCAUACGACUGGAAGAAGACCUUGGAGGUCUUUUAGUCCAAUCCCUUGUUCAAGACAGGAGGCCUUAUACCAUCCCUGUCAAAUGGUUGUCCAGUCUAUUUUCGAAAGCCUCCAUGAUGGAGCACCCACAACUCCAGGAGGCAAGCUGUCCCAUUGAUUAAUUGUUCUCAUUGUUCAUAAGUAAGUAACAGUAACAGAGUUGGAAGGGACUUUGGAGGUCAUCUAGUCCAACCCCCUGCUCACACAAGAGACCUGUACUAGGGAUUCGAGCCGCCGAACUGUCGACCUUUCUGAUCGACAUCUUCUUUUCCCCUUUUCUGUUACUAAUAGAUAAUUGUAACACCUGGAAUGCAGGUCCUCACCCAAAGAGAUAAGACUCAAGCCAUGUAUUCCUUAGAUUAAAUGCAAGAAUGCAGAAGGCAUGGGGUGGGGGUGGUGGGUGCCCAGGUGUGGGUUGUCUCCCCCCACCUUCGCCCAUUGUUCCAUUUCCCACUACUAACUUCUUCUUACAACAGCCUUGGUGGUGUUUCCUGCUUCUUCUCCAACCCUGCACAUCUUCCUACCCCUUGUAACCAUUCUGUACACCCUCCCCCAAAUCUUUCCCAAAUCUUUUCCAACUCAUUCAGUCAUUAAGAUUGAAGCAUUUUAUUUAUUUAUUUAAAUUGAAGGAGCAGCAAGUCAUAUGUUUUGCUCUCCAAAAGUCCCACCCCACCCCCUUUAACAGAGUGGCCAUAACAAAGUAGAAGUACUCAUUUUACUUUGAAAGUGAUGGAAGACACAGGAAGCUGUAUCACCCAAAAAAAAUUGCAUGAAAAUUUGCAGUUUAUUGUUAAAUUAUCUUCAGUGUUGUACUUCCCCCUGCUGAUAAGUUAUGGAACUGCAGCAAAAACCUUACAACUAAAUAAAAAAUGAAAUGGCUUCAUUCACUGUUUGAUCCCAACCUUGUCCAUUGCACUUAGCAUGCUGUGCAAACCCCAUCCCUGUGGUCAAACAACAGUGGACAUAGGAAGAAUAUUUCUUCAUAGUCUGCUCCAUAAUGGAUCCCUCUAAGGGGGAUUUAAAAUCUCAAGAAUUGCUCUUGUUAGCUCAAGAUCCUAUCUCUCUGUGUAUUUUAAUGAGGUAGUUAAUUAAGUGGUGCAUAUCUGUCAUUCAUUUCAUCCUUCUCAAUUAUGUAAACAUUUGCCAAGGACUCCAAUCUGAAAUCUCCCAUUCUAUGAUUGAGGCUUAACUUAACAAGUGCAAUUGUUUGUGUUCAAACUAGCAUCCUGUCUGAGAAUGGAAUAGACUACAGAAGACAGAACUGAGGCAGAACUUUCUGAGAAGGCAAAGCCUUAUGCAAGUCCUCGAGAAUUGGUUAGGAGUGCUGUGCACAUUUCCAAAAAAAAUCAGGGGAAAUUUAGCUCAAUCUGCUGCAAGCACAAUCUUUCUUUGCUUUUCCUUAAAACUUAUAGUUUCUAUUCGUGUAGGUAAAAGCACUUCUAUUUUAAUGACUCAACUCUAUGUGACUCUUAAAGCAGCAACAUCCAGUCCUAAAAGUAGGGUUGCUUUCACAAAGAUCAGAGAAAUGUUGUGUUCUUGUGAGAUAUGAAGCAUUUCUUCCAAUUUAUUUUUGAAGCUUCCCCAGCCCAACUGAUCUGUUGACUGAACAAAAACUUCUGAUUGCUCUAGCAAAUUGUCUUCAAACGACUACUGCAGAUGCAGAUUUAUGACAGACAUUUGUUGCUGGCUUAAACCAGAUCCAGAAGAGAGAGUAGAAUGAACUGAUUUUCCUGUCUGGCCAACACUUUUUCUUACUUGGCAUGACAGACGCAUAGUAUUUUAUUGAUGGCAACUACCAGAAGAACCCAAAAAGUGGCUGCAAAGCAAAUUUACCAAAAUCCUCCACAUCAGGCUCAAAAUCUGUAUGUUACAAAAUCUAUCUGAAAACAACGUAGAAGCAGAAACUAGAUGAUAUUACUAAAACCAGGUUGUGUGCUUUCCUUGUAACCAGCCAUACCUGAUUCUGUAUGCUGCUUUGUCGUCUCUUGUAAGGGCAUUGACUGUUCCUGAGCAAUCAGAUCAGAACCUUCUGAUGAUGCUUCCUUCUUUCCAGAAGUUUCUAAUGUUAAGGAGCUUAAGUCCUCUGCUUCCCAACAGCAAAACAGGCUCUUCUUUGUGUUCUUGUUUACCUGAUGCAGAGAAUGGAUUCUUAAGAGAUAGGCCCCGUAAGGUUUGUGGCCCAGUUCACCUUCAGUUCAGAGUUGUGGGAUGGAGAGAAGACUACUACCCAUCUUCCUGAUAUGAUGUUGCUUUUCUCCCCUGUUUGUAUUAAGAUCCAUAGUUGCAUAUCUUUGCAACUAACAAGUUUAAAAAAAAAAAAAAACUUUAAAUAAACAAAUUAUACUUCAUGUGUAUCUUGUUGGUCUGAAUGAAUUUCGGCCUGCUUUGCAAGUUUCUUAGAGUGACAUGUACUGGUCUUGUGCCCUUCUUUUCUGAUUCAUAAACUGAAUAGCCGCCUUUUCUUAUUCUAUCAAAACAAAGCUAAAUUUGUUGUUGAUUAAUCCCUCACGAUUUCCAUUUAAAAGGAAAAGUGGAAUGUAAAUGUAACAAUACUAACUAUAUUGUCAUUUAAAUGCAUUGAUUUGAUUUAUUAAACUAAAGACUCUUAUGUUUUUUUUAAUUCCCCUUUAAGCCAAGAUGAGUAUUUUGUACCAUUCCUUAAGAUAUGUGGAGAGAAGAGUGGAGAAAGGUACUGACUUCCAGAGCUCAUUAAAAGCCUGAAUUAGGUUUCAUUCCCAGUUACCUUGAUCUUUGCUUUCAGGUGUAGGUUGAGAAACAGGAUUAUCUUUCAAUAACUGCUUUAUAAAUAAUUCUCAUUUAAUGAUAAUUCAUGCAGUGACCAUUCAAAUUUAGUCCUUGUUAUCAAGGCCCAUGCACAUUUACAAUUGCCACUGCCGGCCCCCAGCUAAUUUUUGUUAGCUUCGUCUACAUCCCCUCAGUUGGGUUCACCACCUUGGCCUCAUAUGAAGGAGGUCCCUUGGAAAUGUCCUGUGGGCUCACAGGUAGGUGUACCACUACUAACUGGGUUCUUCUUUUGUGAGCCAGCUGGGACUUCUUUUCAUGAAAGGGGGCUCUAUAUGGCAUGUUAAAAAAAGGCCUCAAAUGCACCAUUGCAAAAGAAGGAGCCAAUCAAUAGUGGCAUGCAUGGGGAUGGAGCACCUGGCAGUAGUGGGUAAGUGGGCAACCAAAAGGGUAGAAAUGGCCAGCAAGAUACCAUAGUUAGAUGGGGGAAGUUUAAAUGGAGGCAAUCCCUUAUAUCUUCCAAGAAUGGAUUUCCAUUUAGAUGGGUCUUCACCUAAACACCAUACAAAAUUCUCUCAACAACAGCAAGUGAGGUUGCCAGAAUUGCAUCAAUAAGUGGACAGUCAAUGUGAUGUUUCACUUAAGAAUCACAUCAUUUAGUGAUGGUGUUGCUGGUCCCAAUUAGGGUCAUUUAAGUCAGGAUUACCUGAAUAGGAACAGAGAUCAUGGACUCAUGUAAAGCAGAGUCUCAUAUAUUUGUGGUGGCAUCAACCACACAAAUGCAGAUUAGUUAUUUCUGAAAAUCCUUUUAUUGUUCAUAUGCCAGGGGGAAAAUACUUUUGUUUCAGUUUAUUUGGUUUGAUUUGGUUGUUAUACAUUAUCAUUCCAUGCAGCCAUUUGGAUAACAAGACGGUAACAUACCUGAUUACCUCUUACUACUGUUCUCUACAACUUACAAGUUCAACUAACCUGAGUCACAUUGAGUUGGAAGCAACUGAAUGAAAACUGAAGAAUAAUAGUAACAAAAAGUUAAUAAACUCACCUGUAGAAUAAAUAUUUUAAAAAUCACUUAUACCUGCAAGCACUUGCGUGUGUUUAGUAGUAAAUGAUGUUCAUUAAUUUUACAUUCUGUUAAAUAUUAACCAUUGAUAGGGUUUUUUUUUUCCUGAUUAUCAAUCAAAUCAUUAAAAGCUUGGUUGCCAGCC